GAUACUUAUGCAAAUUCAGAUGGUUGUAACAUUUAUGAUGCUGUGAUAUGUGGACAUAUAUACAUGCAUACUGAUGCAUACCAAACCUCAUAAGGUUAUGUCCACCUUUUUGUGAUUGUCUUCCAUACUAUCAUAUGGGUUACACAAGGAUGAACAAUCUUUGACUGUUUCCUUGUUUAACCCACGAAUGGACAAGACUAUACAUUUUAACAUGGACAUUACUCUAUGAGGUUUGGUACAUAUACAUGAAAAAGUACGUGAUGACCAGGGAUGAUUGCACUCUCAAGUUUUUUCUCUGCAGCUGCAGAGUGUAGCAUAUAAUCAGAGUUUACAGUGUCCUUCUAUUAUCCUCAAAGUGCAAGUUUUUUUCAGCGCGCCGCUAUGUUGACAAUCUCUGAUACUACCUCACUAAUAAUCUUUGUUUGAAAUAUCUCGUUAUUAUUAUUAGACUUGGACAUUCGGCAAAGUCGAACACAGAAUACAAAUCUCACAACGUGCUAUGCUGAUCAGUUAUCUUUAUUCUUGCCGCGAUGGAAGAUGCAGACACGACUGUUUUCUACAACGACGAGGAUGAUUGUCUGGACUACGAGUGUUUGCACAACAAUGUCGAAUAUGAUUAUGAUUACACAGACUCAGAGAAGGAAACCCUUCACGAUUUGUAUCAGCAUUGUCUCAGUCCUAGUCUAUUUGAUACUGGACACCAUAUACUGCCUUUGUUGGGCAGUACAAUUUUAUUUAGACUGCUUGUUCACACUGAAUACAUAUCGCAUCAAGUAUUUCAUAUAUUAUCAGUUAUUAUAGGCUUGUAUAUAAUUCAAUAUUAUGUGCAUGAAUCCUUAAUAGUAUUGAUAGUAUUCGUUCUAUUUUCUUAUGGUAUUUUACAUGUGCCAAAAAGAUUGCACAAAGGUGCAGGGAUCUUUUUACCGUCCCUUUUGAUAAUUGCGUACUGUGAACUCUCAAUGCAACCAGUGAUAUGGCAUAGGAUACGCAGUGUCAUCAUGACUAUGGUGAUGAAAGCGAUUAGCGUUGCCAUUGACACAAAUGACUCAAACAACUUGCCAGAUGUUUAUAGUUACAUGGGUUACAUGUUCUGUGGUGUAACUUGUUUAUUUGGACCAUGGGUGUCAUUUAAAGAUUAUCUGUCACUACGUUACUCUAGCAGUCAGACAAGAUGGUGGAUAAUAUGUAGUAUAGGAUUUGCUUUCCUUUCUUUUGUCUUCCUGAGUAUUUCAAAUUGUUGGACGCAAUGGAUAUUUGUAGAUAACUCUUGGAAGUUAGUAUGUACAAUUCAAAAAUUUUUUGAUGAAUAUUUGAUGCUUUCAUGUAAAGAAAUAUUUUUUUCUUAUUUCAGGUGGUUAAUAGCGUACAGAGAUGCGUUAUCCUUCAGAACAUCCCAUUACUUCGUUUCGUACAUAGCUUCGGCAUUGCUAGUUUUGGGAGGAUUUCCCCUUUCAUCGUCGACGAUAGUUAAGCCCUUGUACAUCGAGUUUCCACGCUCGCUUGUUCAGGUCGUCGUUUUUUGGAACAUUCCAAUGCAUCACUGGCUAAAAACGUACAUAUUCCGUCCUAGUAUUAAAAACUUGGGAAAGUUUGGAGCAGUGAUCAUCACGUAUCUGAUAAGUUCUCUUUUACACGGAUUGAACUUUCAAUUGGCGGCCGUGUUACUUAGUCUAGGAUUUUACACGUAUGUAGAAUUUCAACUUAGGGCCACUCUCGCUGACACCUUCGACGCUUGUGUCACGUCCAAACAGUGCACCAAGAAAAAAUGCAUGCAUAAAUACAACUCUCAUAAUUGUAUGGUGUUUAUGACAAACUUGAUGUUUUCUUUCGGGGCGAUAUUUCAUUUAGCUUACUUAGGUCUCAUGUUUGAUACGUCAGAUCUCCAAGAAACAGGGUACAGCUAUAAUCACACAAUCAACAAGUGGGCUGAGCUCGGAUUUGCUAGUCACUGGGUAGCAUUAGCUACAUAUUGCAUUUAUCUUUUAACUAAAUAACGAAUUAUUUUUUAUCUUUAAAAAAAAUUUUCUCUCGAGAAAGA
This is a messenger RNA of Acromyrmex echinatior (Panamanian leafcutter ant), 2038 nucleotides long. RefSeq names its product Protein-serine O-palmitoleoyltransferase por (gene por). The record is from RefSeq and is a predicted model, not a curated record. Gene Ontology annotation, molecular function: Wnt-protein binding; palmitoleoyltransferase activity. Lineage: Eukaryota; Metazoa; Arthropoda; Insecta; Hymenoptera; Formicidae. Gene Ontology annotation, biological process: lipid modification; Wnt protein secretion; protein palmitoylation. Gene Ontology annotation, cellular component: endoplasmic reticulum; membrane.